Paraphaeosphaeria sporulosa is the source of this 351-nucleotide messenger RNA. RefSeq lists its product as uncharacterized. The transcript is spliced from 2 exons. The coding region runs from base 1 to 351 and encodes 116 amino acids. Lineage: Eukaryota; Fungi; Ascomycota; Dothideomycetes; Pleosporales; Didymosphaeriaceae. The record is from RefSeq and is a predicted model, not a curated record.
AUGUCCUUAGAGCCUACAGCUUCGCCAGUUCUAUUUACUCCCUCACAUCCAUGGGUCGUCGAAAACGAUUACACGUCGUUAUUGAAUGUUGUAGGAUGGUUUGGAAUCACGGUCAUCGUUUUAACUGUGUUCACGCGUUUGGGCACGAGACAGGCCAUUUCACGCACCGUAGGAUUUGACGACAUUGCGAUAGUCAUUGCGACCUUCAUAUCUAUUGGGGAAACGGUCGCUAUGUCCAUAGGUGUGAAGAAUGGCUUGGGCUGUCUCACGGGCAAGGAGACAGUGGAGCAACUCGACGCACAGCAAAAGGCAAGUCACUCGUAUCACCUCCUGGUAGUUUACUGUUGCUAA